CUGUUAAAGGGGAAUCACUGUCUGUCCCAAGCUCUGCGCAGCGAAGUUAAAGUCAAAGGCAUCUUGGAAGAGUUUUGCAACAGGCAGCUCUGGCUUUGGAAGCUCUGGCUAGACCCGUCUUCUGUUAGCGGCCCGCUCCGGGAGCCGGGAAAACAUUUCCCCACCGCAACAGUAAAGCUGGGCUCCCUCCAGCCCUGCCACACGAUCAGCUGGAGCUGCGGGGCACAUGAUGUACACGAUUACCAGGGGACCUAGCAAGCUAGCCACCCAGAGAAGGACAGGUCCCACGCAGCAGGUGGAGAGCAAGGCGGCGGAGCUGAAAGGCCGGCAGCCGCCGCACAGCGCCUGGCCUCUGGCAAGUAGCCCAACUCCCAAACUCGUGUUCAACAGAGUGAAUGGCAAGAGGCCCCUGGUGACGACACAGCCCACGGCAGCCACGGAGGAGAGCUACACGCUGGCCCAUGAGGAGAACGUCCGCUUUGUCUAUGAAACCUGGCAGCAGGUAGAACAGCAGCUGGACGGCAGCCAGCCAGGGGAGAGCGGGCGUGGCCCGGUGCAGUACGCAGAGAAAACUCCUAACCCCGUGUUGACAAAUUUUGUGCCAAUUGACCUGGAGGAGUGGUGGGCGCAGCAGUUUCUAGCCAAAAUUGAAAAUGGAUCAUAAAAAAACCCAACCAAAAAUACAGUGUAAAAAAUACUAAGUUAAAGAAAUACACUUGUUAAAAUAAUCCCAGCCCAACUGACGCCACUGGAAAUGGACCACGGCUCCGCCACCCCACCCCCACCCCUCUGCCCGGACAGGGGAGAAGAGCAGCCCACUGUCUCGGCUGGGAUUCCUUAAGUGCCAGUGUUCAGACACUUGAAACUCCUGCAGACUCUGGGGCCCGGCGACACAGCUGCAGCGUGGGUGAGGGGAGAGAGGAUUGUGCUUCCCCCUCAUCAUCUCUCUCCUUUCUGCCCCUUGAGCUUUUCCCCAUGGGAAGACAAUGGUUAUCUGUAGCCAGGACCUUGAUACAAUAAAGAGCUGAAACUGCCAGUGGA
Gopherus flavomarginatus (Mexican gopher tortoise) is the source of this 1041-nucleotide messenger RNA. It is a transcript of the gene MCRIP2, whose product is annotated as MAPK regulated corepressor interacting protein 2. The record is from RefSeq and is a predicted model, not a curated record. The transcript is spliced from 5 exons. Bases 227 to 664 code for a protein of 145 amino acids. NCBI's taxonomy places the organism in Eukaryota, Metazoa, Chordata, Testudines, Testudinidae.